Daucus carota subsp. sativus is the source of this 2543-nucleotide messenger RNA. Its product is annotated as protein LONGIFOLIA 1. Bases 164 to 2371 code for a protein of 735 amino acids. The transcript has 4 exons. NCBI's taxonomy places the organism in Eukaryota, Viridiplantae, Streptophyta, Magnoliopsida, Apiales, Apiaceae. The record is from RefSeq and is a predicted model, not a curated record. Gene Ontology annotation, biological process: regulation of monopolar cell growth.
GAAAAAAGCAAAAGUCUUGGAUAGAGAGUGAGUGAGAGAGAGAAAUUUAUUGCCAAAACUCUAGCCCAAUGUGAAGCUGAGUUCUAAAUUUUAUGUUCUCAGUGUGUGUUUUUUCAGGUAAGUGAGUGAGUCCCGGUGAUAAAUCAAUAUUUUUACGAUAAAUAUGACUACAGGCAUGAUUCAUGACCAGAGUCUCGAGAAAAAUUUCGAAAAACAGAUGGGCUGUUUCACCGGUUUUCGACAGAUCUUUGAUCGCCAUCAGUUGCUCACCGGAAAGCGCCUUUACACCACCAAGCGCCUCCCUCCCCCUCCCCCUCCCCCCACCAGGGAUGGAAUUUCACCAGAAACUGAAAAACCGGAAAAGUCAUUAAAGGAGACGGAGAGGCCUUCUCCGAGAACAAUGGCGUCACCAAGUCCUGACCGAUAUAAAUCACCGGAGCUGCGUUCACCAGCGCCAGUACAAACGCCACCACGGUCUUCGCUGCCUCAUCCGAUCUUUGAAUUAAAUGAAGCAACAAAGUACUCAUGGAAAUUCGCCAAAGAGACACCGAGGCUAUCACUGGAUAGCAGAGCUACAUUUGAUUCUACCAAAGGAAGUCUCCGAACAAACACGAAUAAAUCUACAGAGGAUAAUAGCAGGCGAUCAACGAGUGUCAUCGCGAGACUAAUGGGACUCGAAUCAACACCACCGGAGGCCGUGACUAAGCCAGCCGAACUCACAAGAUCUGCUUCAGAAUCACGCGUUUCGCGAGAAUUGAACAACAAUUUUCAGCCUAAUCACGUAAUCAGAAGCAAUGUGAUUAGAGAGAAAGUUCCAGAUCCAAUUAGAAAGCCACAGCACACGAGAACUGAGUCCAGAGCCUUCAAAUCGCCUCAACAGCGUAGAAGCUUCUUCGAUUCAGCGGAUAUCUUCCCGGAGCCAAAGCAAACAACUGUGUCGAUUUACGGAGAAAUUGAGAGACGGAUGAAACUAAAAGGACUCGAUGAGCAAUCACAGGAUCUCGAAACGUUGAAGCAGAUACUCGAAGCAAUGCAGCUCAAAGGCCUUUUACAUUCGAAAAAGGCUCAAACUCCCGUCAAAAAUAAGAAUGUUGUUUACGAACGGACUCAUUCAUUUCCUUGUGAUGACAAUGAGCAUCAAUCUUUUAGCUCUGUUGUCUCAGUUAACCGAAGAGGCGGUAGCAAUUCGCCUACAUCAAGUCACCGAUCCAAGUCUGAGUAUCGCCGCAGUGAUAGCAUCCCUGCGGUGAGUCCACGGAGGGAGAGAGUAAGCGUUGAUCGGAGUAUAAAAAGUCCUACUCGAGGUAGAAAUGCGAGCUCACCGACGAGAAGUGAGCUAAGUGCUAGGAAUUCAAAUGUGAGAAGAAAUCAGCUAAUUAGUGAGAGAAGAGCAGUAGAAUCACCAGAGCAUCGAAGAAUUUCUCCGAUAAAUUCACCUAGAAUUAUUCCGAGAAGAAAUUCACCUGAUGUUGCAAAUCGAUCUCCGAGGAACAAAAAAUCGACGCCUCAGAUCUGCACCAAGGAGAAGAUUUCAACUACAUUUGUGUUAGAAGAUGAGUCUUCAUAUUCAUCCACCAUUUCUGAGACCGAUACUGAGAGGUGCAAGUCUGAAGAUUACAAAGAAGGCAAGAGUUUGCUAGAGAGAUGUGACAAGCUGCUCCACAGCAUUGCGGAAAUGAACUCAACCGAGUCACAGCCGAGUCCGAUCUCGGUACUUGACUCGUCAUUUUACAAGGACGAGUCGUUGUCACCUUCACCUGUCAUGAAACGAACAAUUAGUUUUACAGAUUCAUCUGUUGAACUAACAGACGAGGAGCUAGGGAGCCCGGGGAUCUCAUCCGUGAACUCCAAGUUCGAAGAUGAAAUUGACGACAAUGACUACAUCUAUAUAUCACGGAUACUGAGAGCUUCAAGCUAUUUAACCGAAGAUGAUGAUAUAUUUUUGUUCGUCGAAAAGCAACAUUAUUUCAAAGGGAAGGACUACUCGAAAGAAGCCAGACUGCAUCGAAAGCUAAUUUUCGACGUUGCCAAAGAAAUCAUUGAUCAGAACAAACAAUUGCCUCCCUGGAAGACGUUCUCCCCAAAAAAUUCAAACAUUUCAAAGCCAUUGCCGCGGCAAAUCUGGUCUGAAUUGCAACGAAUUCAGGAGCCAACUGAUCAGUCCCCUGAUCUGUUCGGAAUUGUGUGUGGUGUGCUUAAAAAGGACCUAGCUGCAGACGGAUGGGGAGAUUUAUCCGUAAAAAUGUCCGAUGCAGUACUAGACAUCGAACGGCUGAUUUUCAAAGAUUUAAUCGGCGAAUCGAUACGAGAUCUCGCUGAAUUUGCCGGGAACAGCAGAUUCUUGGCGCCUCGUAGGAAGUUAGUUUUCUGAAACAGAGCGAAAGGGAAAAAUUGGCCGUUAAGUUUGGCGCCCUUUUGGUGAUAUUUAACUUGUUUUGGUCAUGUUUGGUGUGAAAUAUUUAGAAAGGACUAAUUUUUAACGGUCACAUUGGCAUGUGGUGUGACUAUUGGGAGUGCUGAAAUAAUAAUGUUUGUUGCAAGUA